AUGAGCCAGCGCCGCUAUGCCGGUGGUGCGCCUAGUUAUAACGAGCCGUCCGGCCAUCUCUUCGGUGAAAAGCCCCCUCCCAAAGGCCAAAAGCGUGAGAAGCAGGCUUGGGAAAACAUGUGGUACAUUGGCAUGUACGGAGGUAUGGUUGCUUUUGGCGUGCUCUACUACUUCAAGCCCGACCGCAGUGUGCGUCACUGGGCCACCCCGGAGGCUGAAAAACGUUUGAACGAGUCUGGCGUGCCUUGGCGCUACAAGCCUUCGCCUUAUUCAGGGUACCCAGAGGGUAUCCCGGACGAGAAAAAGUAA
Malassezia vespertilionis is the source of this 309-nucleotide messenger RNA. RefSeq lists its product as uncharacterized. The transcript is spliced from 4 exons. The record is from RefSeq and is a predicted model, not a curated record. Lineage: Eukaryota; Fungi; Basidiomycota; Malasseziomycetes; Malasseziales; Malasseziaceae. The coding region runs from base 1 to 309 and encodes 102 amino acids.